AUGCCUGACAGCCGUCUGCUUCCACUGCGACCUGCCCAAACAAAGCAGGAUGUGAUUAUAGGCUCAAGUGAUCCUCGGCAAAGCCCGUCAUCUUCUCUCAAGCUGGUUCUAGAGCAAGCAAACGCAGGAUCGUCCAAUACUUGCCGGGCCAUUCAUGCUCUAUGGAGCCAGGAUGUGAAAGAAGUUACCUCGAGAAUGUAUCUGGUUGAGGCAAGCCUAAGUGCGUCUCAGGAUGAAAUGGCAAGGUGCGAUGAGCAGCACGAAGAGGACAUGCACAAACUUCGGACCAAGGUGUAUGUUCUGGAGGAGAAGGUUCAUGUCCUACAAGAAGACAUGCUGAAUUCCCGACAAGAGCACUAUGAUUUCAGCCAGGAAUUACGUGCCGAGUUACAUCGGACUCGAGAGCGUUUGCAUCAAAUAACAGGAGAUAUCCAAGUACUGAAAGACAAUGAGGUUCGCAUUUAUGUAUCUUCUUUCUCAUGGCACAUUAGCUACUUACACGUAGAGAGUCCAGGCUUAGUCGAAGUUGCGAAUAGCUCAGAGGGAUUCGACUCUGCCUCCAGCCCAGCAACACCGGAAGCGAUAGAUGCCUGGGGCACCAAAUAG
Metarhizium brunneum ARSEF 3297 is the source of this 606-nucleotide messenger RNA. NCBI's taxonomy places the organism in Eukaryota, Fungi, Ascomycota, Sordariomycetes, Hypocreales, Clavicipitaceae. The record is from RefSeq and is a predicted model, not a curated record.